UCCUAACUUCCUCAAAAACAAAAACACAGAGCGAUCAGCUGACAGUGAGUGCAGUAGUAGAAAGUUCUGAUAUACAGUAGUACAUUUUAGAUAUUGACAUGUUGCUUUGUCUCUUAAUGUCCUUAUAACCACAGCGAGAGAAAACUGAGGAAAGUUAACAGGAAGUGGCAUCUGGAAGUGCUCAGAAGUGAGUGGAAGAAGUCGUCUCCCAGCAACAACAAAAAAGUGAAAUAUGGGCAGUGAGUACCAACCACUGACUUCAGCAGAGUCAUGCAGAAAAUUAUUCAUAGAGACAUCAGAGUGCUUUAUAUGCAGGGAUGUUGAACUUCAAGCCAGUGACCCACUGAGGAAUUUCUGUAACUGCAAGAAUUUACUUGCCCAUCACGUGUGCCUGUCCACGUGGAUCCAGAAGGGAUUUGGGAGUGAAGACAGGCUGCGCUGCAUUAUCUGCAAAACCAAGUACCAGCUCCAGAGGAGUUCUCCAUGGCGGUCGCUGAGCUUCCAGUGGCAAACGUGGCUAGCGGUGAUCGCUGCGUGUGUUCUGCUGGCUCUGGUACCUUAUGUUGUUUACUGCAUGAUGACCACCUUCACCAACCCUCCUCCUCCCAACACCUUUAAAGUGGCAGCAGUCUCUUUUGGUCUGCUGACAGAGAUCCUCCUAAUCAAGUGUCUGUCCAGCUACAUCUGCAGUCGUUACCGGCAGGCUGAGCAGAGCUCCUUCACAGUCCGGCCCAGAGGCUUUGACGGGGACAGAACGAGUCCGGGCCGCUGGGAUCAGUCUGCAGCCCCGGCGGCAGCAGGCCACGCUUCAUCGACGGCCUCACCCAGUCAAGUGGAUGCAAGGAAAGGGGAUAUGUUGAAGAGUGAAUGUCUCAGCUUUUUCUGAACCACUAACAUAAUGAGUUUACAGAAUACAGGGUCAUAGUAAAUCCUAUGGGUAUUAGCCGUUCAAGAUAUCGCAGCAGUUUAUCAGCGUGGCAUUAAUGAGAUCUUACACUUUAAACCCUGUUCCCGAGGUUUCAAAUAUUCUGGUGUCAAACCCUUACACUCUUUAUUCAGUGGGUAUAUUCUCACAUAUUGCAAAUUGAUCAUAAGGAAGCUAAUGCACGCAGCUUGCAUGUUCAGGCUCCGGGAGAGAAAAAAAAAGCCUGGAAUCACUCUCUUUCCUUAAUGAUGUCCACACAGAGACAAUGGGGCGCCGCUCUGAUUAGUGUCACCUGUCCUUGUGCAUCUCAUCAGCUCCAUUAUGGCUCCAUUUCCCAUGCUUCUUCUGCUAAUUGAAUACCCUGUGAAGUGGUGACGAGGAUGGGGGCGAGAGCAACGUCUGUUCCGCUGCUGCUUCAGAAAUGAGAGUGAAGCUUCCCAGUGAGACACCACUGUGGUUCUUAAAACAUAAAACCAUUAUCAUACAGAUGGAAAAAGUGCCCUGAUGCUAUAUUUCCUUCAUAUCGUCUACGGAUUUAUAUAUAACAGCUUUCAAUUAGCUAUAACUAAUAUCUGUCCGUUAAAUAUACUGUAAGGCUACAGCCAGCAGCUGGUUAGCUUAGCUUAGCUGAAGUCACCUGUCGUUUUUUUGUUUUAUGUGGAUCAACGUAUAUUCACCUGCAGUGACUGGCUUUUUGCAGUGUUGACAGGGAAUUCUCAGAGAAAAAUAAGAUUGAAGUUAAACAGGUAGCACGAGACAAGCAUGAGUAGGCUUAAAUUCACUAAUGGGGGUGGCCUGAAAGACGGAAGAAUGCUCUGUCAGUAACAGUCACUCCUUUUCUAAUGAGCUAAAUGUUUAUUACAGUAGUUAUGACUGUGUGGUGCCGGUGUGUGACUGAGUGAAGCCAAAAAAAAGGCCACUGGCCCGGAUGGACUACAUGUCCUUAAAGACCCAAUUAAAAGGAGUCUUUACAAGGUCCUUCCUGUACUAUUCCAGUAUUUGUUAAACACAUGUACAGUGCAAAACUAUCAAUCAUUAAGUUUGUUCCCAAAAAAGCCAAUGUGUGUAUGGUGAAUGACCAUACACGCCAUCAGUUCCGUGCUAGUCAUCUAACUUCCUCUGUGGUACAGAUGCCGCACUGCUAUGUUAAAUAUCACUAGGCUAUGUUUUAUUUGAUUUUGUUCAGCUUUUUAACUCUGAACUAUGAAGACACGUCUUUUUACAAAGACUCACUGAUCUUGGGGUCAAUAGUGACUUCUUUCUGACGGACCACGGAGAGUCUCCGUCGGUGGAACAAUGUCUGACUUGCUAACUGUUGGUACAGGUGCUCCUGAAGGAUGUGUUCUUUCUCCUGUACUGUUCUCCCUGUUGACAAAUGAAUUGAAGAUGACAUAGCUUUAAUUAGGGCCCGACCCCAAACGUGCCAGAGAACCAUGAAAUUUGGUGGGAGCAUUGUAAAAUAUUUUUUCCCCUCCUAACAGGAAGUCAGCCAUGUUGUAUUUUGUGCGUUGAUUUUCAUUUCAAGAACACAUGUUUGAGGACUUUAGGAGUCACAAAAACACACCCAUGUUCAAUCUCUGGGUCAGUCUGGUGUACAAUAGAGGUUUCACGGAAUCGUCGACUAUUUGAAUAUUCGACCAUCAAAACUACUAAUCGAUGCGGCGCAUUAUUGUCAGAUAUUCGUUCAUCUCUGGUUUUAACAUGGUGCAGUAAUGAAGUAGUGGCAAGUAAUGGCAGAUACAUUAUGCAUGUAAUUACAUCAGAUAUGCAGAAGUGGCGGUGUGGGUUAACAAGUCAUAGUUGGUGCAAGGCGGUAAACUUGUGUAAAGGUCUCGCACGAAAGUUUGUGCGAGAGUUCAACUAAGUGUUUCUAUUGGCAGCAGCCUUGCAGUGACUGUUAUAUCGUUGCUCGAACAGCAGUGGAUAACAACAAAUUAUGUGAAAGCUUCCGUUUUGUGUAUAAAUAUGAAGUUGUCACUUAUAUGGCGAUAUCCGAAUCUGCGUUCCAACGCUGUGACAAACGUCUGAAUGAAGCAUUAAGUUGUUAACUUUUACUCAUUUAGCGGCUGGCUUGCUAAUUCCACCAUGCUGGUUACAGAAAAUGAUCCAAACAGCAGGCUGGUGGCCAGUGGCAGCGCUGGAUCUAACAGUCUCUCCGGCGCUACAAGACUACUUCAACAGGAGGAGAUCAGAGAUACCUUUCGCUCUUCUCCCGGGGUAGUCGGCCAGCAGCGGGGGGCACCACGGGGUGCGCUAGCUAGCUAAUUCUUGUCUAAUUUGUGGUCUCCUUAACAGUAAAUCCCUCUGAUUACAACAAGAACGUGGCAUCAUAUUUACACAAGACGGAUCCUUACAACCCAUUAGACAAUUUUUUAAUGCUAUCCAAGAGUGCAAAAUGAGGAUAAUAAAUGGCCUGUAGCGAGAUUGCAUAUAUAUUUGACUAUUUGUCGACUUUUGGGGAGUUGUUGAUGACUACUACUAUCUAUUUUUUUGAGCUGUUGUUUUUCUCAUUUGUACUUUCACACUGAACGCGAAUAUUACGCGGCGAUAAAGCAACGUAAUUCUUUUUCGAAACAACACACCGCAAAUAAAGACAUCAACCAAUCAUGUUGUGUUGUUUACUUAUGAGGAUUGACGAGACACAUUUUCCAUAAAAGCCCUAAACAUAUAACCUACACUGCAUACUGUUUACCAGAGGGAAUUAAAUUCACUCAGAGUUAUUUGCUCAAAAGCAGGUUUAGCUUUUCCUGCUUUGGCAUCCCGACCAUGGUUGGACAGCACAGUGGGAGACAGGGCUAACGUUAACCCCUGUCACUCUACUCAGCACCCGGAGAAACAAGACAUGGUUUUGAUGAGCUGCCGCAUUUCUUUGUGCUCAAACUGCAGACUCUAGCUACUGUCCAUUCAUUUGAUAUUUUUACCGUAAAACGUUAUCUCCACUGCUCUGAUCACCCUCUCUCGUCUGCUCACACCGCAUCUCCCGUCACUUUCUCUCUCGCUUCCAAGAAGGAACUUAAACUGUUCCACUGACAUGGUAGAUAAGCUGGGGCAAAUACUCGAAACGUUUAUUGAAAACUGUCGCAAAUUUGCAUCGCUGCUGGUAUGAAUAGCUUUAAUGCAAAAUAUUUACAGCCCAAUUGUCAUUUCUCUGUUGUUUAUUCGUCACGCCCCCGGUAUGUAACGGCCUUAAAUCGUUUUUCUUUCUUUGGGCCUAUUUUCAGUUUUGGAUUAAUACACAUUUGGUGCUCUAGUGCAAUGGUUCCCAACCUUUUUGGUCUGAGGUACCACACAGCCCUGUCAGAUGAAAUUGCCUAACCCGUCAUCGAUUCCCAAUGUAUGUACCAAAUGUAUAACACUAUUCAUUGUAUAAAAGUGAAUAUUGUUAAUUUUUUAUACAAUUGAAAUGUCAUAAGGUUGGUUUGGUCAGCAAUCAUACUAAUACAAGGCUACCACUACUUGGAGUGAAGCUGAAUGUUUCAACAAUAUAUGUAUUACUUUUAGCUAACUAUUUCAACCGUUAGCUAACUAUUUAAAUUUUUAGCUUACUAUUUCAACCUUUAGCUAACUAUUUUAACUUUUAGCUAACUGUUUCUUCAUAAUCAUUCAAACUGUUUUUAAUUCUAGCUAGUUAUUUCUAACAUUUAUUCAUUACUUUUAGGUAAACUUCAGGGCUGCAACAUGUAGUGUUCAGGUGUUACAGUUGACUUCAUGUUAAUAUGUGGAUAUAUUUUUCCAAUCAAAGCAUCAUUUCUAUUUUAUUCAAAUUAGUUGAACUACUGUACGAUAUUUCCACGUACCCCCUGGCAACUGCAGAAGUACCUCCUGGGUUGAGAGCCACUGCUCUAGUGAGUAUUUGGGGCAGCAGGACAGUGUAUGAGGGGUUGAGUCACACCCCCCAGGAAAAAUAAAGAGUUUUGAAUUGAAUUGAAACAUAAGAGAUCAAACCACAUCAUCUACACCAUUCGGUAAAUGUUCAUGUCCCCCAGUUUGUACCACAGGCUUUAUGUUAUUAGUUUGUAGUCUACAGGGCCAAACAGAGACCACUCUGAUGACAUCAUCUAAAUAACCCUGAUGACAUAAUCUGGGUUAUGUGCUCCCCCAGAGGACAUUAUACAACUGUUGUAACUUGAAUGCAUGUUUGCUAUAAAUGUACUGUAAAUGAUUACUCCUUUAUAAAUGUAGGAAAUAUGAAAUAAUGAUGUUAAAUAACUGAA
Molecule: messenger RNA, 5139 nt
Organism: Perca fluviatilis (European perch)
Lineage: Eukaryota; Metazoa; Chordata; Actinopteri; Perciformes; Percidae
Exons: 5
Coding region: 233-886 (217 amino acids)
Molecular function (GO): zinc ion binding
Source: RefSeq, a predicted model, not a curated record